This is a messenger RNA of Nerophis ophidion (straightnose pipefish), 2264 nucleotides long. It is a transcript of the gene stxbp3, whose product is annotated as syntaxin binding protein 3. Gene Ontology annotation, cellular component: secretory granule; plasma membrane. The coding region runs from base 62 to 1840 and encodes 592 amino acids. Gene Ontology annotation, biological process: vesicle-mediated transport; intracellular protein transport; neurotransmitter secretion. The record is from RefSeq and is a predicted model, not a curated record. The transcript has 19 exons. Gene Ontology annotation, molecular function: syntaxin binding. NCBI's taxonomy places the organism in Eukaryota, Metazoa, Chordata, Actinopteri, Syngnathiformes, Syngnathidae.
AUGUGUCACACUUAGCACAGCCCCGGAAAGGGCGGAACAUAAAAAUAAAAACAGAAUCAAGAUGGCAACUGGUCCAGAGAACGGACUAAAAAGAAUAGUUUGGAAAAGAAUUAAAGAAACAAUUAUUGAAGACUGCAGGAAAUCUGAAGUAUGGAAGGUAUUGAUUUUGGACACUUUCACCACAAGACUCCUUUCAGCAUGCUGCAAAAUGUCUGAUCUGAUGUCCGAGAAAAUAACAAUUGUGGAGGACCUGUACAAAAACAGAGAACCUGUUCCAGAAAUGAAGGCUGUCUACUUUAUCACACCCACAACUAAGUCCGUGGAUGCCUUUAUUGCCGAUUUCAAGUCCAAACCAAAGUACAAAUCAGCAUAUGUUUAUUUCACUGAUUACUGCCCUGAUGACCUAUUCCACAAUAUGAAGCUGAACUGUGCAAAGUACAUCCGGAUAUGUAAAGAAAUUAACAUAUCCUUCAUGCCUCAAGAAGCACAAGUGUUCACCUGUGAUAAUCCGGGAGCCUUUCAGAGCAUCUACAGUCCCAACAGCCAGGACAGAAAGAAGACGCUGGAGACGCUCGCAGACCAGCUCGUCACGCUCUGCGCCACGUUAGACGAAUACCCGGGGGUCCGAUACAAAAAAGACGCCAACAUGGAAAAUGCCAAGAUCCUUGCAGAGUUGGUAGACAACAAACUGUCCAGACACUACACGCUGGACGACCGCACCAAGAAAAAGGAAAAAACUCAGGCCCAGCUGUUGAUAGUCGAAAGAGGGUUUGACCCGGUCAGCCCUAUCCUGCAUGAGCUAACCUACCAGGCCAUGGCUUACGACCUUGUUGAUAUCCAGAAUGACACAUACAAGUACAAGUCCAAAGACGGCACAGAGAAGCAGGCCCUGCUGAAUGAGGACGACAUGCUCUGGGUCAAGUUGAGGCACAAACACAUUGCUGAGGUGUCCGAACAAAUCCCUAAGAUGGUAAAGGAAAUAUCCGCCAGCAAAAAACAGCCGGAUGGAAAGAUCACCAUCAGCAAUUUAGCCCAAAUGAUGAAAAAGAUGCCAUCUUUUCGUAAACAACUGACAGCGAAAUCUGUUCAUCUUCAGUUGGCCGAAGAUUGCAUGAAACAUUUUUCAAACAAUGUGGAGAAGCUGUGCAAGGCUGAGCAGGACCUAGCUGUGGGCUUGGACGCAGACGGGGGCAAAGUGAAGGAUCCUAUGCGGACUCUGCUGCCAGUGCUACUGCACCCAUACAGCACCUAUGACAGGAUCCGAGCUGUGCUGCUUUACAUCUUCAGCCUCAAUGGAACAACAGAUGAGAACUUGAGCAAACUCAUCCAACAUGUGAAGAUCGAAGCCGAGAGAGAGUUUAUCCUAAACUGGAAAGAACUGGGAGUUCCCAUCAUCACGUCUCCCAGUUUCUUUUCUCGCAAACCUUCCAGACGUGAUCGCUCUCAGGAAGAGAUGUACAACCUUUCCAGGUGGACACCUGGCAUAAAGGAUGUAAUGGAGGAUGCUGUGGAGAACAAACUUGACACCCGGGAGUGGCCCCACCAGUCUGAGUGUCCAACAGCUUGGAACGGUUCUGGAGCUGUCAGUGCACGUCAGAAGCACAAGUCCAGUGCUCAGGACGAACGUCGGACGGGCUCGCGCCUCAUCGUUUUUGUCAUCGGAGGAAUCAGCUACUCGGAGAUGCGCUGUGCCUACGAGGUGACACAGGCGGUCAAGUCCUGCCAGGUCAUCAUAGGGUCUUCCCACAUUUUGACCCCCAACAGUCUGCUGGAUGACAUCAAGUUCCUGAGCAAAGGACCCGUGGAAAUUUUCACAAUAGAGGAGAAGAACAAUGUCUAAAGUUCUACUAUUAGACCACCAAAAUAGCAUCAAAAUGGGCACCUGAAGGGAAUUUAUUUGUAUUGUUUCUGAUAUUACAGUAGACAUAAAAGCACACAUUGGACUAACUUAGUCAUGUCUGUUAUGGAUUUACUGUGCACCAUUAAGAAAUUGAAACGUACAGAUCGAUACUGUUACUGGCCUCACCCUGUCCUGGUAACAUACUGAUAACUUUUAUCUCUAAGAUAUGUUCAAUGAAGGGUGAGUGAAAUGAGCUAAUGUAUAUAAUGUAUGUAAGCACUGAACUCUGCUCGGUCAUUCUGACUUACAUUAUCAUCUCUGCGUAUUAACACUUCCCGUUAUUGUCAAAGUGUUUUUUAACAGUUACUUGGUGUUUUCUUAAACUGAACAACUGACUAAUAAAUGGAUGAAGUGGUUCAAUUUA